GUAGUUGCUAAGCAACGCCACAGACGCCUUUUAUGCUUCCCGGAAGUACGUGGCUCAGAGGAAAUAAUGGCGUUCAGCAUAUUCCAUUUAGUGUUGUUAUAUUUAUCUUCCACAUACUCGUUCAGCGCUUUCUUUUUAGGUGUUUUCGCUGCUUUUGCAGCAGUAAAGAGUGAGAAUGUGUUCAGCGCAGGUCAUACGAGUACAAUACCCAUCGCCGCCGCAAGGGAUCUACGGUACCUGUUAUAUGACGUAAACCCUCCAGAGGGCUUCAAUCUGCGCAGGGAUGUCUACAUCCGCAUGGCGUCCCUGGUCAAGACUCUAAGGAAGGAAGGCGGUGACUGGGUGCUGGUUCUCCCCCCGUGGGGUCGCCUGUACCACUGGCAAAGCUCUGACAUUGAUCAGAUUCGCAUCCCAUGGGGGGAGUUCUUCAGCAUCACCAGCCUGCAGGCCAACGUGCCCGUCAUCGAGUACGAGGAGUUCAUUGCUGAGAACGGAGGCCCGUUCAUCGACCAAGUUCUGGUUCUGCAGAACUAUGCUGAAGGAUGGACUGAGGGUAAAUGGGAGGAAAAAGUCGAUGAGCGUCCAUGUUUUGACAAGCUGAUGUACUACAAAGAUAAACAGGGCUACUACAGGGGCUGGUUCUGGGGCUACGAGGAAACAAGAGCCCGGAACGUGACGUGUGUGUCAGCACAGGGACACGCCUCAAUUAUGGCUCCAGUUCUGCAGAGAAACUACACAGUGACAUCUGUCAUGCUUGAUAGAGCAGAGACGCUUCUUCAUGAUGUCUAUGCUGGGAAGGACUACUGGGAUACCCGUCGGAGUAUGGUCUUUGCUAAGCACCUGCGACUCAUCGGAGAUGAGUUUAGAGCCAAAUACCUGAACUCUACAGAUGACAGAGACCUUACCACAUACAGAGAGGACUGGACUCGCAUGAGGGCAAAGCCAGGCUCAGCCAAAGGCGGCCCUUACCUCGCCGUUCAUCUACGCCGAAAAGACUUCAUCUGGGGUCAUAGAGAGGACGUGCCCAGCCUGAAGGGGGCAGUCAAAACUAUUUCAAACUUGAUGAAGAAACACAAACUUGAAAAAGUGUUUAUUGCUACAGAUGCUGAUGGUGAAGAACUGAAGGAGCUUAAAGGAAUGUUGCCACACAUGGUGCGGUUUGAGCCAUCUCAAGAGGACCUGGAGCUGCUGAAAGAUGGAGGAGUGGCCAUCAUUGACCAAUGGAUUUGUUCUCAUGCAAGAUUCUUCAUCGGAACAUCAGUGUCCACCUUUUCUUUCCGGAUCCACGAAGAGAGGGAAAUCCUCGGUUUCGACCCUAAGACUACUUACAACCGUUUCUGUGGUGAUGCUGAGAAAGAGUGUGAACAGCCAACCCACUGGAAAAUAGUUUACUGAUGGGACUCUUGACGUGCCUGAAACACAAGUGCCAUGUGAAAGCAGUAUUAUCAGAUUUUUAUGUCUUAUUUAGGAUAUAUGAUCUGUUCAACUUUUUAUGUUUUUUUUUUUUUUUUGUGUGUGUGUGUGUGUGUUGUGGAAUCAUUUUACUUCUGUGACUGAACUUUAUGCUGAAAAUCCCAAAAACUGAGCUGCCAAACGUGAAAGUUUAUUAUUAAACAAUUAAAUAUGGAUGUUUCUUAA
Oryzias melastigma (Indian medaka) is the source of this 1638-nucleotide messenger RNA. RefSeq names its product protein O-fucosyltransferase 2 (gene pofut2). The transcript has 9 exons. The record is from RefSeq and is a predicted model, not a curated record. Lineage: Eukaryota; Metazoa; Chordata; Actinopteri; Beloniformes; Adrianichthyidae. Gene Ontology annotation, biological process: protein O-linked glycosylation via fucose. Bases 67 to 1395 code for a protein of 442 amino acids. Gene Ontology annotation, molecular function: peptide-O-fucosyltransferase activity.